Messenger RNA from Ctenocephalides felis (cat flea), 756 nucleotides. RefSeq names its product succinate dehydrogenase cytochrome b560 subunit, mitochondrial-like. The transcript has 2 exons. Gene Ontology annotation, cellular component: membrane. Lineage: Eukaryota; Metazoa; Arthropoda; Insecta; Siphonaptera; Pulicidae. Gene Ontology annotation, molecular function: electron transfer activity; succinate dehydrogenase activity. The coding region runs from base 80 to 616 and encodes 178 amino acids. The record is from RefSeq and is a predicted model, not a curated record. Gene Ontology annotation, biological process: tricarboxylic acid cycle; mitochondrial electron transport, succinate to ubiquinone.
UACUGUUAACAAUUGACAUUUCUAUUGUGUAACUGGAUCUAAUUUGCAGUUUUAACAUAAAUCGUUAGCAAUUAGCAAGAUGGCUUUGCAAUUAGCUAAAGGCUUGUGCAGUAGAAAUCUUGGAAAUCAAAUAAGUCUUUUGAGAAAUAUACCGAAGAUUACAAAUGUCAACUCGCGUUGUGUCGUUAUCAGGGCAGAAAAAGCUCAACCUGCUGCUUUAGAAUCUCAUGAUGAACGUAAUAUGCGUCUCAAUCGACCGCAAUCACCACAUUUAACUAUUUACGAGAUUCAGUUAACAAGUACUCUUUCCAUCACUCACCGAAUGACAGGAAUAGCCUUAACUGGUUAUGCAGUAGUUCUGGGUCUCGGUGCUUUAGUAAUGCCCCAUGACUUUAAUCAUUAUGCCACUAUGAUUGAAGGUUUGCAACUUAGUGCUCCAUCAUUAAUGGCCAUUAAGUUUGUGUUAGCUUAUCCUUUUGCAUACCAUAUGGUCAAUGGCGUUCGUCAUCUUGCUUGGGAUGCAGCUAAGUUUUUAACACUUAAAGAAGUUUACUCAACUGGCUAUGCAAUGCUUGCCGUUGCUACAGUAUUUGCUGCUGUGUUAGCUUCUCUUUAAAUAUAUUUCAUAUUAGUCAUAAAUAAUGUACAUAAUUAAUUAAAAAAUAUUUUAUGAAGCUACUUGCAAUGUUUGUAUCUUAAAAAAUUAUAAUUAUUUAUUUAAUUCUCAUAUUCUAUUUAUAUCGGUUUUCUGUCAUC